AUGCGUUUUGGUGAUAAAGCUUGUUCGAAAGGUCCUCAAUGUAAAAAUCGUGAUUUGGAACAUAUUUUCAUAUUUCAUUUCAAAGGUUAUAAUCCACAACCACGUUUUUUUGAUCUUGAACAAACAACGCCUGGAAAAAAUCUUUAUAUUGGAUUUCAUCAAACUGAUCCCAAGUCAGCUAUGCUAAUUGCUCAAUCAAGAGAAGGAACAGAACGAAAAGUGAAUCGUCAUGGCGCUUUUAUAUGUGCUGAAAUUAAAUCCAGAAGAAAGACAUUUAUAUCGUGGCAAAAAUGA
Adineta steineri is the source of this 294-nucleotide messenger RNA. The record is from the annotation of a GenBank genome assembly. Lineage: Eukaryota; Metazoa; Rotifera; Eurotatoria; Adinetida; Adinetidae.